ACGACGGGGGAGUGGGAAGUUCAACAUGGUGGAGCGUUGGAAACCCACCAUGCAGGGGAAAUGGGAGCUCAUCACAAAGGACUGACACCAUUUUUUGGCCGUCUGGUAACGCCCAAAAUAAAACGGUCAGAUAUACAUAUAUGGGAAGGAUAUAAAAUGACAAAGAAAUACAAUACUUUGCUUUGGAGUUUUAUGCCCUUUAACUUAACAAACAUUUUUAAAUUAAGAGUGUGACCGACUGCAUGGAAUUGAAUAAUACGGAAUCACAAUAACGCCUUAAAGUCAUACAAAUAAGGAAUAAAGAAAAACCCUCAGUAGUACUGCUUUAAAAAAAAAUAAAAACAAUCCUAGGUGGAUGGAAUGUGAGAUGGCUUUUAAUGACGACUACGAGCACCCAGAUAGUCUAGAAUAUAUACUCGAAUCUGUUUUGAUGCCAAACGAUGAUAGUUUAGAAUUUAAACAUUUGGCGGAAGAAUACAAUUCUGUUCUUCUUAACCAAUGUUCCUGCCAUGGAGACUGCGAAAAAAGCGAGAUCUGUCCACAUGGAAGUCAAUACGAAAACGCAACGGUGGGCAGGGAACUGCUUCUUAAGAAAUUCUCAAAGCCCGUCGUCGAAUGCAAUGAUCUUUGCAAGUGCAGUAAAAACACCUGCUCCAAUCGCCUUGUGCAGUAUGGACCAAGGAAAAAUCUGGAAAUAUUUGAUUCUCCCGUAUACGGAUCCAAAGGACUCCGCACUAAGGAAAAAAUUCUACGCGGCGCUUUCAUUUGUGAAUAUGCCGGAGAACUUUUGACCACAUCCGAGGCCACAAGACGCUUGAAGAUUAAUGAAGAACUUGGCUGCAUGAACUAUGUCCUGGUUCUAAAUGAAUACACCAGCGAACAGAAGCAACAGGUGACCAUUGUGGAUCCUUCUAGGCGUGGUAACAUAGGACGCUACCUAAACCAUAGCUGUGAGCCAAACUGUCAAAUAGCAGCUGUACGAAUAGACUGUCCCUUGCCGAAAAUAGGUAUUUUUGCAGCACGAGAUAUUCCGGCCUGGGAGGAGUUGUGCUUUCAUUACGGCGGAGAGGGGCAGUACAAAAAGGUAAAUGACGGAAAGACUUGCCUCUGCGCUGCUGCAACUUGCACGGGAUUCAUGCCGAACACUGAAAUCGGGGAGUAA
Molecule: messenger RNA, 1162 nt
Organism: Drosophila elegans
Lineage: Eukaryota; Metazoa; Arthropoda; Insecta; Diptera; Drosophilidae
Product: probable histone-lysine N-methyltransferase set-23
Exons: 2
Coding region: 356-1162 (268 amino acids)
Cellular component (GO): nucleus
Molecular function (GO): histone H3K9 methyltransferase activity; protein binding; zinc ion binding
Source: RefSeq, a predicted model, not a curated record